Molecule: messenger RNA, 1113 nt
Organism: Uloborus diversus
Lineage: Eukaryota; Metazoa; Arthropoda; Arachnida; Araneae; Uloboridae
Source: RefSeq, a predicted model, not a curated record
AUGGGUCAAGCAAUUGCACGCUUCCUAUCAAAAGGAACUGCUUCAGCUGCUGUUGACAAUGCUGACGAAAGCAGCCGCUUUAUCACCUGCGCAGUGAUUCCAGAACCUCCAAAGACAGCAUCUACGAUAACAACAGAAGCUCAGACGGCAGUUUCUGCCACACCCUUACCUUCUACAGCUUUCGAAAAAGCCUUAGAUGAUGACGAUCUACUAUUCGUGAGUUGGCAUCUGCUACCGGAAGAAGCAACACAAAAUUUGGAAAGGGGGGAGAAAUUACGAGCCGUGGAUUUUCGCUUCAUGGUAAGGGUCAUUGUAGAUGACAUACUAAAGAAAAAUUCAACCCCUUCCAAAAACUUUGUUGCAAAGGUUGCAGAACAGUGUGUGAAAAAAUAUCCACUGCUGAAGGAUAAAUUCAAUGCAGUUACCCUGGGCACAGGAUACGACAAUCUUGCAUACAGAUUUUAUACAAGAGUGGAAAAUGUUAGAAGAAAGCCAAACAGCUGCCAAGAUUCCUCACCCAUAAAAAAGAGAAGAGUCCAGAUCGACAGUUAUGGGUGCACAGCCUUUGAGCCUCCUUUGCCACAGGAUAUAUCAGUCGAUGAGCUUCUGACCAAAAAGGGAAUUUUACAGCAUUUAAGCAUCAGUGAUGAAGCAGAUCGAGCCAUUGAACUUAUGAAGGAGACCUAUUACCAACAGAGGAUGGCGAUAAAUAAAAAUGCGGUAAUGGAAGAAUUGAUGGUGAAUUGGCCAAUCAUGUUUACUGAAAGGGGCAUUGAAGCCCACUUUCAUCUUCUAAGUGAUAUCAAAUUAACAGACGUAUUACGAAAUAGUGUGCUGUCUAAAGGGCGGAGCCUGCUUUCCUUUUUCCGAUCGCAAAGUAGGAAGGAGGUCAAAGCGUUCAUGGCAGAAUCAGACAUGAACAUCUGCAGCCCAAAUGAACUGCUCUUGCUGGUGCUAGGCCUGGCCAAACAUUUUGACGAAUUAACUGAAGCAGUCUUCUUUAUUGAUGAGAUCUUCAAUCCUCAUAUUCCACAUCUUCACCUCCUUAAGCAUCGAUGUCUGUUUGGAAAAGGGAAUUUUGGAACUUCCGGACCAGGUUUUCCUCUGCUCUAG